CGAGCUCCGGCAUCGCGUCAGUCACCUUUGGGACGUGCAACGAGUCAGACCCAGACCGCGAAACCUAAGCCGAAAAGCGAACUCCGAAGUUAAUUUUACUUACGUCGCGACGAACCGAACGGCGAAAGUGAAGCAGCGUUGUUGUUGUUUUUGUUAUUGUUUCCAUCUUGACUUGUCAUCGUCGUAGCAAGCAAGCAUCGCCGCCUGGAAGAGGGAGUGAAACUUUUAGCCGCGCGCUGGAUGCAGUUGUGAAGCGAAGUUUGGAUUGCGAAAAUCAGAGGUGAAAGUUGCGAAACACGGUGGAGGAGAAACACAAAGCGUUGGGUGCGCGCGUGAGUGCGAGUAAACGCCUUUUUACGCGAGGAAUAACAGCCGCUCGGAGCAGGGAAGAAACGGUGCGUUUUUUUUUGUGGAAAUUGCCACCAUCAAGCGCAGUUCAUAUCGGAUCGCGUCACGAUUGACUCUGUUCGUUCGACGGAAUCGAAGGGGAGCCGCCAAUAAAGUGCAAAAUCAUUCGCUAAUCACCCGACCGACCCCCGCCCGCAUACUCUCGGAUCGAAGCAGGCGAGGAGAGAGAGAUCAUCGGAUGAAUGGAUCGGAUGAGUGGUCUAGUGGGCUUUGAAAUUUAAUCCAUUGCUGAUAACAAAAGAAGCAAGCGAGCCAAACAUCGUCGAUACGCACGACGUUGGAUGGACGUGGCCAAGGUAGAGUACGGGGAGAAGCGCGAACGAAAGUGAAAAGCAAAUAGAGGCACCGUUUGUUUCGCUCGAUCACCGCUUGCUGCGUCCAUUGUACAUAAUCGUAGUGGUGUUGCUGUAGUUGUCGUUAUUGCCUAUUUCGGGGAGAAACGCGCCGCGAGUGAGUAAUCGAAAAAAUAAAAGUGAAUCUUAUCGUCGUCGUCUUCUUCGUUGGAGUGGAGGAAACGUUCAGGUGUGUAGCCAUACAAAAGUUCAAACAGUGUGUGCGCGGAGCCGGAAGCGAAAAUUUCGGAAACAAAAUAAAAAAAAAGUAUUCGCAUAAUUGAUUCAGUGUACAGCGUGCGAAAAAAAUUCCAAUUUCUUUGUGAGUGGCGGGAAAAUAAAGCUCGGAUCGUUAACCUUGUGGAAUUGGGAGUGGAAAACAAAACGCGAGUGCGGGACCGAUUUGACAGUCGCCGUUGGAUCAUCAGGAGAGCUUUCCGCAUCGUUAUCUUUGGGCGAGUUUACUGAGAAUUCGUAACCGCAGUGGAGGAAACGACCUCAAUUGCCACCCGAACUGUAUUGAACUCUACACAGACACUUGAACGAACCUAGUCGGGGGUCAACUAACCGAAAACGCAAACCCCAACCUUGGAGUCCGGAUCCUAUGCCGAGUGAUGCGAGAAAUGGAGCGACUACCGGACGAAUGCAGUAGAAAGCUGGGGCACAAUGGCCUGCUGGUGCACUGUCCACGACAGCGGCGAACGACGAAGGUUACCGGAGGAGAUGCGUGGAAGCUGGGCCGUUGCUCCUCGGCAGUGCUUCUGAUGGCUACGAUUGUCUGUGCGCAGAUCUUCGCCGGCAGUUGUACACCCUUAGAUGAUAACAGUAGCAGUAGUAGUAGCGAAAUCGUAGAAUUAACAGCAUGUCAGCAUCUGCGCCGUGCGGAAUCACGCCGCGCCAAGUCACUGGGCGACAGUUUGCUGCACUCGGUGCGAAUACCGCGCUGCACCGCUCUCGGGGACUUCGAACCGGUCCAGUGUUCGAACGAGCUCAACGGCACCGAAUGCUGGUGCGUCGACGAAUAUGGCGUUGAACUGGCCGGAAGCCGGCGAACCAACGGGGACGAAGUGAACUGCACGGUCCUGGAAACCAGCUGCCAGGCGUCCAGCUGUCGGAUGUUCUGCCCGGCGGGAUUCGCCCGGGACUUCAACAGUGGGUGUCCUGUGUGCAAGUGUCGCGAUCCCUGCGAAGGAGUCCAGUGCCCCCGUGGGCAGCAGUGCGAACCGCAGGAGGUCAACUGCAAGAACGAACCCUGCCCACCGGUGCCGACGUGUCGUAAAGCGCGCUCUCUAUCGGACCUUUGCCCAGCAGGACAACCCCUCGCCAUCAGCGGCACCGCACGACCAUUCCUCUGCGGUAAUGACCCUGGCAAACCUUCCUGCCCUCCGCUGUAUCGCUGCCUUGUCCAGUCCGGCAACGAUUACGGAGUAUGCUGUCCAGCAUCGCUUCAGUUCGAGAAACCCGGCACCUGUCCAAAACCGGAAGAGAUCAUGUCUACCGACAACACCGGAUUCCUCUGCGGAACUCCCUGUGGACACGACCUCGAGUGUCCCCAGAUGCAGAAAUGUUGCACUUCGAACGGCUGUGGACGUAACUGCCAACAGCCGCACAAUGUUACCACGUGUCACCAGGCUCGGAUGCUCUCGGAGUUGCUGUCGGUCAAUGAACGUGAAGGUCGCGGAUACGUGCCGCAAUGUGACGGGCCUGGAGGAAGCUUCUCGAUGCGACAAUGCUCCCGCAAUGGUCUGGUCUGUUGGUGCGUCGACCCCAAGAGCGGUAACAAGAUCAAGGGAACGAUGGGUGCAGCCCAGAUGGUCAACUGCGAAGGUGUCGAGAACAUGAUCGGACGCAGCGGUGGACGAAGCGUCGACGGCACUUCACAGCACCUCUGCGAUCACAACAUCUGCGCCGCAGUUUGCGAGUACGGUUUCAAAAACGAUCACAACGGCUGCCCAACUUGCGAGUGUUCCGAACCCUGCGAAGGCUUCAUCUGCCCAUCCGGCUCUCACUGCGAAGUUGCUAAGGAUCCGAAAUGCGCCUCCUACUCGGGACUGUGCUCUUCGGAGCCCGUCUGCAAGCCCGACUUGGUGUAUUCCAACCCAUGCGAGAUGGGAACUCCCCUAGCGGAUAACACAACCGGUGAACUGCUGUACUGUCAUCUGAAUCGCCCCAAAAGUCGCGAAUACCAGAGCCGCACGUUCUUUGACGAUGCCGAAGAGGACGACAUGCUCGGCCGCAAACGGUCCCUUUCAAACACCAUAAACUGCCCGGAAACGCACGAGUGCAUGAAGCUGCACGGCGAGUCCGGAAGCGUUUGCUGCCCAAUGGAAAACGAAACCGUUCCAACGCCCGAAGGACGUCAACAGUCUAUGUGCGAAUACUUGCGUGACUUUUCGGAUCGCAUGGAGGGAACGGUUGAAGGUAUGGAGCUGGCUCUGCCACCACCGAGCUGCUCUAUGGACGGGGCCUAUGAAGCGAUGCAGUGUACCAGGAAAAGGAUUCGGGUGAACCGGGCGGAGCAACGACGCUACCUGGAGCAGAACAAUAUCCGACAGAUGCGAAAACUGCUGGAGGACGCCAAACGUGUCAAGAGGGAUGCCGUCCCAACGCAGAACCUUAAACUGAUCAAGGUGGACGAUAUGUACGACAAUGCGAAACCACAGUCUUCGGAAGAGCCCGUACCGGAAGCAAUCAUGUCUUACCUGCGACAGAGGAUGCUGGUUUCUGAGGAAGACUUGGGAGUACAGGGUCGAUCAGCGAAGAUCAUUGACUUCAACCGAUUGGAUUCGAAGAAUUCGAAUGCUAAUGUGGACAAACCGGAAGUGAAGCCUUCCAGCUUGCUGAAGAAGCCACUUCCGGUGGAAGAUGAUUUGGUAGAGAUCGACGUCGAAGAGUGCUGGUGCGUGGACAACUUCGGUACAGAGAUUCCAAAGACGCGUGGAAUGAAUUCUACUAAGAAAUCAUGCGAAGAUCUGCGAGAGUCCUUGGGUUGUUUGGACCUAACCUGCCGAAUGGGAUGCGACUAUGGUUUCAUCCUGGACUCCGAUACACAGUGUCCUUCUUGCGAAUGCCGUGACCCAUGCGACAACGUCUCCUGCCCGGAAGGGCAAGAGUGUAGAUCGGUUGAGGUAUCCUGCGAGGGCGAAUACUGUCCACCGGUGCCAGCAUGCUUUCCUAAGAAACCAGGCCAGUGUCCAUUCCUAGUACCUCCCGGUAGCGAAAAUUCCGAAUCGGACUCAUGCGAAUACGAAUGCCGCACGGAUGCCCACUGUGAAGGAUCCAAGCGAUGCUGCUCAAAUGGCUGCGGAACACAGUGCGUCGAACCUCAGCUGAAAACAGCCUGUCAACAUCUGCAAACCAUCCAGCUGCACCAAGCUAGCGAACUUGGAGUUCCACCGAAGCAGAAGUACAUAGCCCAGUGCGACGUCGACGGAAGUUAUCGAACAGUACAAUGUGGUCCUGGAAACGUCUGCUGGUGCGUAGAUGAAUACGGCAACGAAAAGAGCGGCACUCGAACAACGAACGCCGAACCCAACUGCGAUCUAUAUCCGAAAAGCGAAUGCCCCAUGAGGAAGUGCUCGGCCUGCGAGUACGGUUACAAAAUCGACGCCAACGGCUGUAAGACCUGCGAGUGUCGCAAUCCCUGCGACGAAAUCUCCUGCCCUCGAGGCGAAGAAUGCCAACUGAUCCAGGUGGAGUGCAUCUCGGUGCCGUGUCCCAAGAUGCCUAUCUGCGUGCCGAUCCGUGAUUCCGUCUGUCCGGAAGGACUCCCGCUGAAAUCCGGAGGACGCGAGAUCGUCUGCGGACCGCAAGUCGACGCCGAUACGUGCCCGUCCACGCACGUCUGUCAGCUCAAUAUGAUCAGCAACCGGGGGUCCUGUUGUGCCAAAACAAGAGACGUUUGCUUUGAAUCGAUCGAGUCGAGCUGCCUGGCGUCGGAGAUGCACCUCUCGGACAGCAACGACCUGGACAGUUUAACCAAGUGGCGUUUCAGUCCACGCCUGAACAAGUGCGUUCCGGUCAACUUGCCCAAGUCGAGCAACUGCCAAUCGAAGAACCUGUUCCACAGCGAGCAGGCUUGCAACGGAGUUUGUCCGGUUCUAUCCCAGUGCGAACGGCUGCGGUUGAAGAAUGCGAUGGCGGCGAAGCGUGCCGGACAACCGAGCACUUGGUUCCAACCACGCUGUGAUCCAGAAACUGGCUUCUGGAGUCCUGUGCAGUGCCUUGGAUCAACGGCUCCCAGCAACGGAACGACUACACAGGAAACUCCCAGCCUUGGAGUUUGCUGGUGUGCGGAUAAGAAGGGAGCCCCGGUGAAGGGUUCGUUGACCAAGGGCUCGGAACCCAAGUGCAGCAGCCGACAGGCCAGGAGGCGAUUAUCUACCAGCGGCGAAGAGUCCAGCGAUCCAGUGAUGGAAGAACUGAUCCGGCAGAUCACCUUUUUGGUCGACGAGAACAACUACAUCGAUGAAGACUUGGAGCCAACGGUGCCAUCGGCGAGUGCGCCCAACACCUUAGCUAACUUCGCACCGGAGCCUCGUUACAUCGGAUCCAUUUCCGCAGUUACAGAGAAAAUAAUCGAAAUGGCCCGUACCGACGAUGGAAGCAAUUUCAUCGAAGAUCCAGUGAAGAAGCUAACCGCUUCAACAACACGCUGCCAGGCCCUGAAGCAGGCAGCUUCCUUCCCCGUAGCGUGCGACGAGAACGGAGUUUUCGAACCAACCCAGUGUAACGGAGAUACCUGCUGGUGCGUGGAUGCUGCCGGUAAUCAACUGCCUUUGUCCAGCACCUUCAAGCGAGGCUUCCGCAGUUGUCUGUUCACUCCAAUCGAUGCUGUAGAGGUUGAACUCCACCUCAGCAACCCUCAUCAGCGAAUUCUACUGAACCUGUACGAAGUGCUCCGAAAUGAUCUGCAUUCCCUGAUCGGCAGCAUCUUCGACAAUUACCGAGUUCAUGAGAACAGCGAUGGUAGCGUGAUGCUCCGGUUCGACCUCAUCGAAGACAACAAGGUGGACGAUGCGUUUGCCAUCGAAGAAAUGGUCCGGGAUCACGUCUUCGUCAUGUACCACGGUGCAUUGAUCGCGGACGUUACCCAGUCCCGUUUCUCCCACAAAAUCUCCGCCAACCUUCCGGUACCUCAACAAUCGUCCGGAAUACCGGAGAACACCUUCCAGACGAUUGUGUUCGUUCUGGCGACGGCUUCAGCCUUCCUCGUGAGCAUCCUAGUCGUGUUCGUGAUGCUCAAGCGGGGCAAGAACAAGAUGAAGCACUACAGCAAUGGCAACCGCAUGAUGAGCAUCGGUGCCGACAAGUACCUGGACUACAGUUCGCCAAUCUUUGUGCUCAGUGCCAACGAUACCAAAUCGCUUCCGGACCAUCACCGUCGGCCGGCAACGACGCAGGUCAAGGCACCUCCGGUCAACGAUCACGGCCCCGAAGGGCACUAAGUCGACCCCCAAUCUAGUAGAGAAAAUCUAUUUUCUUAAAACAAAAACACGUGGGCCAAACUCUUCCCCCCUUAUGUUAUCCGUUUUGUGUACAUAUGAAAGCCGUACUUUUAACUAACCCCCCCUUUUCGAAUGGAAAUAAAAUUGUAAUACACCUCUGUAUUCCUCAAACAAAGCCAGAAACUUUUCCCUCUUCCUAUUACUGUUGACUGUUUUAGCGUUUAAUCGCAUCCUAAGCCUGCACAGAUAGACAUAACCUCUAUGAUCGUAGAUUUUUGAGUGCACACUUUUUGAUCAAUCGUUAGACUUUUUGGGGUUUUUUUGAUCUAUCCUAUCAAACUUUCAAAAAACUAUGUAGCCAAUAUCCGGGUGUAGGGUUUUCCUUUAGUCUGUCCAUUCUCUCUACCGCAAGCAUCAUUCCCCAUUUUUUGUGUUGUAUUCAUUCAAGAAACAAUUCGCUAAUUUUUCAUACCGAACUUCCUGAAGAUUCUUUCAUUUUCUUGGAAAGUCAAAUUGUACAUAGCAGUUGGAAAAAUCGAAGACAGCCCUACCAGAGAGAUUAGAAGUCGAUUAAUUCAGUUUAGGUAACCGCGGCAGGAGAUAAGGUUCGUUGUUCGUAUGCCGCAAGUCUCUCGAUCUGUCGUCGUCUGGAGGUUCGAUCGAUGCUUAUAUUUAUUUAUUUUGUCGCUUUGUUUAAGAAAGAAGAAGAAGGUUUAAGAUGUGAAUUUGUUGACGAUGAUUUCCGAAAUCUUUUGCAUACGGAAAUGCACCGUUUGGAAAGGAUUGAUUACCUAUUGACAGAUGUUUGAAACGAAAAAUGACCAUGUAAAUAAAAUUUAUUAAAAAAUGUGAAAUUCAAAUACAUCACUGUGAGAACAAGUUUAUGCUCCGUUUCAAUAAAAUUGAAGGAAGUGCUAGUUAAUAAACAA
This is a messenger RNA of Aedes aegypti (yellow fever mosquito), 7116 nucleotides long. RefSeq lists its product as uncharacterized. Bases 1355 to 6187 code for a protein of 1610 amino acids. The transcript is spliced from 9 exons. Gene Ontology annotation, molecular function: serine-type endopeptidase inhibitor activity. The record is from RefSeq and is a predicted model, not a curated record. Lineage: Eukaryota; Metazoa; Arthropoda; Insecta; Diptera; Culicidae. Gene Ontology annotation, biological process: cell-matrix adhesion. Gene Ontology annotation, cellular component: extracellular region; basement membrane.